Messenger RNA from Neurospora tetrasperma FGSC 2508, 1630 nucleotides. RefSeq lists its product as uncharacterized. The transcript has 3 exons. Lineage: Eukaryota; Fungi; Ascomycota; Sordariomycetes; Sordariales; Sordariaceae. Bases 1 to 1545 code for a protein of 514 amino acids. Gene Ontology annotation, molecular function: glutathione binding; ATP binding; glutathione synthase activity. Gene Ontology annotation, cellular component: cytosol. The record is from RefSeq and is a predicted model, not a curated record. Gene Ontology annotation, biological process: glutathione biosynthetic process.
AUGUCUUCCAUUACUCAGGGUUCAUACCCUCCCGUUCUCCAAGAUGCCGAAAAGGAACGACUUGUGCAAGUCGUCAAGGACUGGACUGUAGCCCACGGCCUCACUGUUCGCCCACCACCUGCCAUCGCCGGUAACGACACCGAAGGCAUCCUCGCCACAAGUGCGCCCGUUACCCUCUUUCCCAGCCCCUUCCCCAAGAGCUGCUUUGAGGAGGCAAAGGCUAUUCAGACUACAUACAACGAGCUUUAUGCUCUUAUUAGCCAGGAUGAGGAGUUCCUCACAGAGAUGGUCAAGGAGGUUGCUGGCGGCGACGAGUUCAUUGCCAACUUAUGGAACGUCCACCUCCGUGUGAAGAAGGAAGGCUAUGUCCAAAACCUCGCUUUAGGUCUCUUCCGCUCCGACUACAUGGUGCACCAAGAUGACGCCUCCCUGCAAAUCAAGCAAGUUGAAUUCAACACCAUCGCCUCCUCCUUUGGUGGCCUGUCCACUCAGACCUCCCUCCUGCACAAACACCUCGCCCAGCAUGAGUACCCUCUCCUCUCCUCUUCCUCCUCCGCCUCGAACCUCGACCUUCCAUCCAACGACUCCGCCGCCGGUCUCGCCGCCGGUCUCCGCGCCGCCUUCGACGCUUACGGCUCUUCCACUCUCGGCCAUCCCACGUGCGUCCUCUUCCUCACCCAGUCCGGUGAGCGCAACGUCUUUGACCAGCGACACCUCGAAUACGCCCUCUCCUCAUCCGGCCCUAACAAAGUCCCCGUCUUCCGCCUCCCUUUCUCCGACAUCCUCACCCACACCACCCUCGCCUCUACCCCCACCCGCCAGCUCCUCUACACUCUCCCCAGUAACCCUUCCCUGGUCUUCGAAGUAGCCGUCGUCUACCUCCGUGCCGGUUACGGCCCCGGUGACUACCCUUCCCAAGAAGCGUGGGAGGCGCGCUACCAGAUCGAGCGGUCCAACGCCGUUUGCUGUCCUACCGUUCUCACGCAGCUGGCGGGCAUGAAGAAAGUGCAGCAAGUCCUGGCCACCCCGGAGGAAAGCAACACCAACUCGGUUCCCUCCGCGCUGGCCAAAUUCAUGCCUCCCACCUCGGAAAAGACCCAGCGCCUCCUCAAGACCUUUACAAAUAUCUACCCUCUCGAUACCUCUUCUUCCGGCCUGCACGCCCGCUCCCUUGCCACUUCCCCCACUCAAUGCCAGAAAUACGUGAUGAAGCCGCAGCGCGAGGGCGGAGGCAACAACUUCUACCGGUCGGCGAUCCCGGAGCAACUGGCCAAAAUCCCCGAGGAGCACUGGAACUCGUUUAUUCUCAUGGAGAUCAUCGAGCCGCCUGCGCUGGCGAACAGUAUUCUCAGGAACGGCAAGGUAGAAGUGGGGGGCGUCAUUUGCGAAUUGGGUGUCUAUGGUACUUGUCUGUGGGAUCAAAGCAGUGGGGAAAUCAAGUUCAAUGAGGAGGCCGGAUAUUUGUUGAGGACGAAGGGGGACAAGAGUGAGGAGGGAGGCGUGGCAGCGGGUUAUGGGUGUAUGGAUAGUGUUACUCUUGUCUAAGUUGAGGGUUGAGGAAGAAAAGGGCUGUCUGCUUGGAUAUAAAGUGGCGAUGGGUGGUGAUGACGUACAAAUAGAUGGAUAACUA